GCGCGCAGGCAGCAGGCGCGCGCGAACAGCAGGCGCGCGCGGGCAGCAGGGCGCGCGGGCAGCAGAGGCGCGCCGGCAACAGGGCGUGCCGGCAGCAGGGUGCGCCAGCAGCAGGGCGCGCGGGCAGCAGGCGCGCGCAGGCAGCAGGCGCGCGCGGGCAGUAGGGCGCGCGGACAGCAGGGCAGCGCGCGGGGCAGGGGCGCGCUGGGUAGGGCGCGCGGGCAGUAA
Closterium sp. Naga37s-1 is the source of this 228-nucleotide messenger RNA. NCBI's taxonomy places the organism in Eukaryota, Viridiplantae, Streptophyta, Zygnematophyceae, Desmidiales, Closteriaceae. The record is from the annotation of a GenBank genome assembly.